UUAUGUCAAAAUACAGCCCUGUGCUGAAAGAAGUUGAAGAAAUUCCAUUCUUUUUUCUGUAAAACAUCGGUCUCUGUAUUUUCUAUUAAAACAAUGUCGAUCGCAAGUAAUUUACGUAAUGCAAUCCUUCGAAAACCCCUGUGCAUUGAUUUGAAUAAAACACUUUUGAACCUGUCACUCAGAUGUAAUUCAAAUGCCGCCCUUCAGUAUGAUAAAGAUCCCAGCUCGGACUUCCUUAAUCCAAAAAUACAGAGCCUAUUAAAAUCACUGACUAGAGUUCGUCUGGAUAAGGUCUUCCGGAAACGUUCUGUACAGGAUAACACAGUUGAAUACAAAUUCCUGACCACCGAACAGCUGGAAGAUGAAUUCAAAAGAAUUAUUGCCGAUUCCGAGAGUAAUCUUCAAAUGCCUCCAGUUGUCAUGGUCAAAGAAGAUAAACAGAAAAUCAUAUCCCAAGAUCCGGCCCUAAAGAACUUCUCCGAUUCGAAAUUCGUCAUCACAGACAUCACCUUCGGCAUCAAACAAACCCAACGGAAAGUGGUUGUCCGGCAGAUCGAUGGAACUCUCGAACAAGCUCCAAUGGAAGUCACCAAGCGAAUGAUCCAGACAUACUUCCCACUUCCUGGGCGCAAGAUCCGCACUCCCCGAAUGUUCGAGGAGAAGAACCUCCAAAGAUGUCUCGAUGAAUUCAAAUACGAAUUUGUCUUGGAUCGACUAUGCAUUCAAUACGAACCAUUCGAGAAGGAAUUUCACUCGGUCUCGGCCAAAGUUUAUUCCCAUAUCAACGAACACAAGAAAUUCGAUGAUCUUCGGUCGACUCGUCACUUCGGACCAAUGGCAUUCUUCCUAGCAUGGCACAAGCAAAUCGACGAUCUCCUCUACGACAUCAUCAAGCGAGAUUACCUACGCAACGGAGUCGAACUCAUAACCAUCCUCUACAAAAUCCACAAAAUUCCAUUCGAUGAGAGUGUCCUACAGAAACUCGAUAGUAUUCCCCAGUCAUCUGAUAUUCUGGGCGAACUAAAGAAGUCCUACCAAGGAACUUCGGAUGAUAUUCAUGAAGAAAUCAAAUCAGCCAUUGGCAAGUCCCGGGAAGACUUCGAAGCCGAUGACAUUUGCUUGGGAUUCAUCGAUAAUUUCGUUAAGCAACAUUCACUGAAGAAGGUGCAGCUAGAAAUGGCCAUACAGACAUUCAAAGAGGAUAACGACGAGAAGAAGAAAUUGUACGAAGGACUUCGGAAGGCUCACGGGGUCAGCACUUGAAGGAAUGUAGCGAAAAGAAUUGGGAAGUUCUGAUAAUAAUAAUUGUUGUUUUAAUUUCUUUGAAUAAAAUAAGAAAAAAGAAACGUUAAAAUUU
Molecule: messenger RNA, 1357 nt
Organism: Eupeodes corollae
Lineage: Eukaryota; Metazoa; Arthropoda; Insecta; Diptera; Syrphidae
Gene: mRpS22
Product: 28S ribosomal protein S22, mitochondrial
Exons: 4
Coding region: 94-1263 (389 amino acids)
Cellular component (GO): mitochondrial small ribosomal subunit
Molecular function (GO): structural constituent of ribosome
Source: RefSeq, a predicted model, not a curated record